Messenger RNA from Exophiala oligosperma, 3248 nucleotides. RefSeq lists its product as hypothetical. Gene Ontology annotation, cellular component: nucleus. Gene Ontology annotation, biological process: DNA-templated transcription; positive regulation of transcription by RNA polymerase II. Lineage: Eukaryota; Fungi; Ascomycota; Eurotiomycetes; Chaetothyriales; Herpotrichiellaceae. Gene Ontology annotation, molecular function: sequence-specific DNA binding; DNA-binding transcription factor activity, RNA polymerase II-specific; zinc ion binding. The coding region runs from base 796 to 2367 and encodes 523 amino acids. The transcript is spliced from 2 exons. The record is from RefSeq and is a predicted model, not a curated record.
GCGAUCUACAAGUACCCGUGCCAUUCUUCCGACGAAGCUCAAAGAAUCAACUCCCUGUCGGGACUCAUAUCCGUGAGGGUACUCUGCUACCGAGUAACAUAUGUGCGUCUUUAAAUGUCACUUGGACGACCCCUAUCAGCACCAUAAGGCUGACCCGCUUUUCGAGGCCAUUUUUUCGAUGCCAUAUACACCUACAAAAAUGGGUAUUACGAGCAGCUUAUCCGUACCGGUUUUCAACUACCAGGAUCCUCGACUAGCUUCGCGCCUUGAAGAGUUCUACCAUAACCGAGCCGGUUUGGUUUCCCUUGUCACCCGUUUGAGACGAUAGCGACGGGAAGUCACCGUCUUUUUUUUGCCCAUCUCGCAACAUCGGCGAUUGCAUACAGUACUGCCUCUACUGAUAUGGAUCUCGAUUCAUCCCAUGCCGCUGCACACAAUGAAUCCGAACGGAUACGAAGUCCCCGCCCGCAUGGGUUCGCAUGCGACACGUGUCGACGUCGGCGCGUGAAAUGCGAUGGCCAACAGCCCUGCGAGCGUUGUCUCAAAAGCAGUGUCCAGUGCACUUACGGUAGUCGUUUUAAUCGUAAAUCGACUCUCUCGUACACGCGUCAUCUCGAAGAGCAGAUUUCUGUAUUACAGAGUCAGUCACAAGGCCAACCGCAGUCCAGCUCAGGUGAAGUCCCCGUCCCCCGUUUUUUUGAUCUGCAAAACAAUGCCAGUCCCGCAAGUGGUAGCAGUUGCGACUGACCUUUGAGAAUCAAAAAUGCUUCAGCACAAGAGCAUCAUAGUAUCGAUAUGCUUAUCGGACCGGAAGAUGACUACUACGUUCAUUUGCCCAAUGUAUCUUCGACCAUCUUUUAUGGCCGGUUCGGGGGCCUGAGCGUUCUCCGAUCCCUGGGACGAUCGCUGCUGUGGGAAGUUCAGCCAUCACCGACCUCGUCGUCGCCUGGUAGGGAACUUGUCGAGGCUUUCCAUGACCUUACACUAGGUCCUCACAAGCUCUCGGGAGAAAGUUAUAGACGCGUCGCGACCUGUCUGCCCUCCAAGGACCAGGUGAGAGCGGACAUUUCCCUGGCGUGUAGGACAGCCCUCAUCUGCCACGAUUGCUUGGAUCACGCACUUUUGUCCCGGCAACUCGACAACUUGUAUGACACGGAUCCCGAGGACUACUCCAAUGCCCAGCAACAGUCCCUGGCGUUGGUCUAUUCCUUGGUGGCACUUGGCCGGCGAUACUCAACGACGCCGAGCGGGAUCGAAAGCCAUCAGGCAACAGACGCCACCAAUCCAAAAGGUUUCACGUAUUUCCAAUCCAGUCGCAGAAUGGUCCAGAGUGCGGACUUCUACACUCUCGACUCCUUGCGAGCCAUUGUCUACCACGCGCGAUACCUUUUGUCGGUAUCCAUGAUAUCCAAGGCACACUCGUGUUUGGCGACAGGUCUUUCCGCCGCGUUCUGCAUGGGCAUGCACAUCUCCAACCCAAGACCAGAAGACGUUCCGGUUGACGAAGCCUUGCAACGGCGUCGGGUCUUCGCCGUCAUGGAUAUGAUGGACACGUACCUGGCCAGCUUACUGGGAUUGCCCAAGGUUGUGAGAAGUGAGACGGAUGUGAAGCCUACACCAUCGAUUUUGGAAGAAGAAGAAGAAGAUGAUGAUGAUGAUGAAGACGAGGUCCUGCCCGACUUGGGAGGUGACGGGUUUCCUCUACGCCAUCCUGCCGAAUCCAUCGCCGAGACUGUCCUGUGUCAGAAACUCAAUGGCAUCCUGGCCAGGAUAGGGAAUUCGCGACUUCUGUCGGCGACGUCUCGAAACGACGACACCAGCCAGAAAUACACGGAACGUGACGACGUCGUCGCCAUGCACGAGGCCGAGAUCCAAGACUGGUACGACCGCCUCCCGGCCGUGAUGGAGGAGACGUCCGAGCCCGAGCCCGGCGCCCUCCGGGCCCAACUCAUGCUGAGGCUGUGGCACGCCGUGGCCCAGAUCAUCCUCUACCGGCCGUUCCUGCACCAUUUGGGCCGCGACGGGCAGGACUCGAGGUUCGACCUGCGCGGGUACGAGUACGGGUCGGCCUGCAUCCGUUCCGCCAUGCAGGCCAUCUACCUGUGCGAGGUGCUCCAAAACAACGGCAUGCUUCACGAACCUUUUUAUCUCGUGCUGUACAGCCUCGCGUACGCCACCAACAUACUGGCCUUUUUCAUCGCGUCCCCUUCCCCGAAAAAGGCCACGGUGCGGGAGAGCGUCGUGGCGGUCUGGAAGGCCCGCGACAUGCUGGACCGGCUCGGCAGGCACAACAACCCUUCGGCCAGACGGUACACAGCCCUGUUGACGGGAUUGCUGGCUCACAUGCCUUCCUUGCAACAAGAGUAGAACCCUGACACGUCCGUGCCAGUGCCCCAGAGGCGCUUGAUCUUUCUAGCUUGUGGUUUGUUUCUUGAACCCCCCCCCAAAAUAGGAUUCGGUUGAAUUGUGGAAGAUCAUCGAGCAGGCAAUUUUCUGUGCUCACUCUUCGUAGGAAGUAUGUACAACAUGAGUGAAUACAUGGCUCACCAGUCCAUGAUGCUUUACUUUUACAUAGGUCUGCUUGACUACCUGAUUGCGUGCGCUGCUUGCUCGUCGAUUUACCAUCCACCACCUCCACCACCCUUCCCACCAAAUCCACCGCUCUCGUCACUGGCCGUGAUACCCUUCUUACCACCACCGCCACCACCAUGACCACCGCGCUGACUCUUUUGCUGCGCCGCUUCAUGCUUCCUGAGAUCCUCCGGCACUCUGGAUAUGCUACUCUUCAUGAGCAUCUGCUUGAGGUCAUACAGUACGUCGUUGUCUUCAUUGCCCAGGAACGUGAUGGCGACACCACUCUUGCCCGCACGACCGGUACGACCGAUACGAUGGGUGUAGGACUCGAUGUUGGUGGCCAUGUUGAAAUUGACGACAAGACUGACGUCGGGCACGUCGAUACCACGACCCGCGAGAUCAGUGGCGACAAGGACAUCCGUCUUGCCGUCACGGACAGACUGCAAUGCAGCCUCACGCUGCUCUUGCGUCUUGGAACCGUGUAAUGUGACGGAGCUGAAGCCCAUGGUCUUGAUGUCCCUGGCGACGGCGUCGCAGUUGCGCUUGAUGUUGACAAAGACGAUGAUUGGAGGCCUGAAUUCGCCAGACCGGAGGAUCUCAUUGAGUCGUUUCUUCCGCUUGUCUUCGCCCGACACAAAUUCGACCCGCUGUUCCACCGUGUCGACCGCCUCGCC